Molecule: messenger RNA, 1440 nt
Organism: Apus apus (common swift)
Lineage: Eukaryota; Metazoa; Chordata; Aves; Apodiformes; Apodidae
Product: translation initiation factor IF-2-like
Exons: 2
Coding region: 1-1440 (479 amino acids)
Source: RefSeq, a predicted model, not a curated record
AUGGGUGUCAGCCCCGGGGCCUCCCCCACCACACCAAGGGGGACCCCAAGGCCUGCUCCCCCUCAGCAGCCAUGGGGCCAGCCCAGCAUCCUUGGGGGGGGGGGUCCCGGGACCCACCCCUGGCCACAGGGCGCCCCCAAGUGGUGGCCACCGUGGGGGGGGGGUCGGGGGGCGCCGAGCGGCUCCGGCCCCGCCCCCUCGCGGAGCCAUAGGCCCCGCCCCCUCCCGCCAGGCUUGUACCCCGCCCCCCAUCCUGUUGGGGGGCCCUACCCGACCCGCCCCCCCCGGGCCCCGCGCCGCACGCGCCUAAGCCCCCACCCCCCCCCACUCACGGGGGCCAAGCAUCAGCGCCCCACGGGUGGGCGCCCCAAAACCCCCCCCCCGCACCCACCCCACGCCGCGCCGCCGCCCCACCUGCGUCUCCCGUGCCGCCGUAGGGAGGCGCCCGCGGCCGGCGCGGCUCGUAACUGGCUCCGCGGCGCUGCGCCGCCCGCUCUGCCCAGAGCCCGGAUUGGGGCUGCGGCCCCUUUAAAUGGAGGCGCCGCCAGGAGCCCCGAGCGCGCGGCGGCGCAGGGGGCGGGCGGGGCCGCGCGCAUUGGCCGCGCGGAGCGGGGGACGCGGCCCCAUUGGCUGCGGCGGGGCCCGGGCUCGCGAGACUCGCCCGCCAACGGCGGCCUCGGAACCGCGGAGCGGAACCCGGAGCCCCGGAGCGGCGCAGCCGCCCGGACGCCUCCGGGCGGCCGGAAAACGCGGAAUGGAUUCGUCUGGCGGAGCGGGGCCGCGCGGAGAGACUGCGCGGAGCCGGGCGCAGGUAGCGGCCGCACCCCAGCGGGGCACGGCGCGGUGGCGGGGCACGGCCUCGGCGGGAGGCGCGCGCCGGGACGGGGCGCCCCAGUCCCCGCCGGUGCCCUCGAGACCACCCGCAAAGUGCGGAGCGGAUCGCGCGGAGCGGGCUUACCACCCCCACUCCGCCCCCCUUCCCCCACUUCCCCCCCCCACUCCACACUCUCGCUGCCGCCCCGGGGGGCCCAGUCCGGCCGCGCCGCCACCGCCUCUACCUGCGUGCGGGGGGAGCCGCCCGACCGGGUCCAGGCGCCGCCACCGCCUCCCUGGAGCUGGAGCGUCUCCCCAGGGCGCCUCUCGCCCGCGCCCGUGACUGGCAGCGCGCGCGGCGGGGCCCUCGGCCCCUCGCAGCCAAUCGGCUUCGUGCGAUGGGCUCUCCGGGGCGGCCGGUCCCGCCCCCUCCGCGGCUGGGCCCUGAGUGGCGGCGCGGGCGGCCAAUGGCGGCGCGGCGCUGGCAGGCGGGCGGCCAAUGGGCGCGGGGCUGAGGGCCGGCAGGUUCGGCUGCGCCAGUUCCGGCCGCGCGCGCGCUCCUCUCCGGUGCGCUGCGAGGCGAGGGCCCCGCCGUCCGUUCCGACGCCGCUGUCCCCUGCCAGGUGA